Molecule: messenger RNA, 1143 nt
Organism: Nicotiana attenuata
Lineage: Eukaryota; Viridiplantae; Streptophyta; Magnoliopsida; Solanales; Solanaceae
Exons: 4
Coding region: 1-1143 (380 amino acids)
Molecular function (GO): zinc ion binding
Source: RefSeq, a predicted model, not a curated record
AUGAGGAAGAUGAUUUCGGAGGCCCCGAGAUCCUUCAUAGCACCUGAUGAUACCGAUGCCUCUAAAUCGACGAUCGAGGAAUUGGAACAGGCCAUACUGAUCGAGUAUCUACCGGACAGAAAGGCGAAUGAGCAGCUAUACCUCUACUUGGUAGUCUUCGAGGUAGCGGUAAGUGGUGUUCUGGUCCCCGAUGAAGAAGACAGGCAUCAAUCUAUUGCACAUGGCAUUGCAAAGGUAUAUCCUGAAAGCCACCAUGGGAUUUGUAUCUAUCAUUUGAAGCAGAACCUAAAGCGAAGGAAAGUAAAAAGUGAGGUCAUAAAACUUUUCCAAAGUGCCGCAAGAGUAUACAUGCACAAUGAAUUUGAUCUAUACAUGUCAGAUAUAGCAAAAGUUGAUAAGAAGACUUUUGACUACUUGAUGGAAGAACCACCGGAAAGGUGGGCACGUUCUUUUAGUCCACGACGAAGAUAUGACAUGCUCACAACAAACAUUGUUGAGUCAAUGAAUUCUGUGCUAUUAGAAGCAAGGGAGCUGCCUAUAUUAAGAAUGAUGGAUUUCAUCCAACUGAAGCUACAACAUUGGUUUUAUGAAAGAAGAAAUGAAGCAGAAGGAAAAUUUUAUGACGUUUCUUGUUGGGUAGAAGAGGAAUUGAAGAAAAAGAUAGAUUUAGCGUUUACUUUAAAUGUCUUCCCUGUUGAUUCAUGGCAUUCUAGAGUUGAAGAAGAAGGAAUUACUUUCUUGGUGGACUUAAACAAAAGAACAUGUGAUUGUUAUCAGUUUCAAUUUGAUGAAUUACCAUGUAUACAUGCAAUUGCAGCUAUCGAGAAGAGAAACAUCAAGAAGUCCAAUUUCUGCUUGCACUGGUACUUAAAGAAAUCUUGGCUGAAAACAUAUGAAAGACAAAUACAUCCUGUAGGACAUACUGAUUCUUGGAUUGUACCAGAGAGUGUUAAGUCACAAAUUAUUAAACCUCCAGAUUUCAAAGUGCUGCCAGGUAGAAGGCAGAAGAAAAGGCAUAUUCCAGCUACCGAGUCAUCAAAAAUAACAUUCAAAUGUGGUCGUUGCAGAAGAAUUGGUCAUAAUAGAACAUCUUGUAUAUAUUCUCCGGCAGUCCAUCUAUUUUCAAGGAAGCAUAGAGAAUAA